AUGACUGAGGAAUAUGAACCCGAAGCUGUUUUUCCAGAUGAUCAAUAUGCAGGAUGUGUUUUUGUAUGUAAAGAUCCGCUACCAGAGGAUGACAACAAGGUAAUCAGAGAAUAUUUUAUGGAUAAAUAUUAUCGUAGAUGGUUGCGAAUGACGUGCAUUCAUAAGAAAGAGCGUCUGAUGGAACAUAAAUGGAUUAAUUACAUUACAAAAGAAUCUGCCGCACAUAUGUUUGUAAGAUUGGAUACUGGAGAACUUUUUGCUGCUUCUCAUACCUCAAAUGUGAAAUUCAUUAUCUCUUUUCAGGAGGGAAAUUGUGAAUCUCUUCCCAAAUACAUUGGACGCACUAAUGCCGCUGGCGUUGAUUUGAAUCGUGAUUUUCCUGAUCGGCUAGAAAAUGAACAAGUUAUACAAUUGCGUUCACAAACCCGUCAACCAGAAACUGCGGCAAUCAUUGAAUGGAUUGCCAGUAAGCCAUUUGUGUUAUCAGCUAAUUUUCAUGGUGGUGCCGUAGUUGCAAGUUAUCCAUAUGAUAACUCUAUUGCUCAUCAUGAAUGUUGUGAAGAGAGCCUAACUCCAGAUGAUCGCGUAUUUAAGCUGAUGGCGCAUACAUAUGCUGAUAAUCAUCCGAUUAUGCGUCAGGGCAAUAAUUGCAAUGACAGCUUCUCAGGCGGCAUAACGAAUGGAGCAAACUGGUACGAACUGAAUGGUGGCAUGCAAGAUUUUAAUUAUGCGUUCACAAAUUGCUUUGAACUUACAAUUGAGUUGAGCUGUUGCAAAUAUCCAUUGGCAUCGACACUACCAACCGAAUGGGCACGUAAUAAGCAUAGUUUGUUACAAUUGCUAAAAUUGGCUCAUAUUGGUGUCAAGGGUAUUAUAAAAGAUGCUAGCGGUUAUCCAAUACAAGAUGCUACAGUUGUAGUAUCCGGUUUAGAGGAUAAACCAAUACGUACAACUCGACGCGGUGAAUAUUGGCGUAUGUUGACACCAGGCAUUUAUAAUAUACAAGCUCAAGCAUUUGGAUAUCAAGCCAGCGUUCCUCAACAGAUUCAAAUUACUAAUGAUAACACUGAAGCUCUUCGCAUCGACUUCACAUUACUACCAACUGAAAAUAAUUAUGAUGGUAUAAGCAGUUUUUACAGUUCAUAUUUUUAUAGACAGUAAAAUAUUUCGAGAUUAAUUUUAUUCUUAAAAUAAUAGUAUUUAUUCAUUGCAAUCCUUAUGUAGAUUUUCACACACCUUUCUCACAACAAUAAAAUACAUUAAUUCAUUUGAAUGAAAAAAAAAAAAAA
This is a messenger RNA of Teleopsis dalmanni, 1289 nucleotides long. Its product is annotated as carboxypeptidase D-like. Gene Ontology annotation, biological process: proteolysis. The record is from RefSeq and is a predicted model, not a curated record. NCBI's taxonomy places the organism in Eukaryota, Metazoa, Arthropoda, Insecta, Diptera, Diopsidae. The transcript has 4 exons. The coding region runs from base 1 to 1161 and encodes 386 amino acids. Gene Ontology annotation, molecular function: metallocarboxypeptidase activity; zinc ion binding.